Messenger RNA from Emiliania huxleyi CCMP1516, 273 nucleotides. RefSeq lists its product as hypothetical. The transcript has 3 exons. The record is from RefSeq and is a predicted model, not a curated record. The coding region runs from base 1 to 273 and encodes 90 amino acids. Gene Ontology annotation, cellular component: Golgi apparatus. NCBI's taxonomy places the organism in Eukaryota, Haptophyta, Isochrysidales, Noelaerhabdaceae.
AUGGUCCAAUGCUCCAAGUCGCACAACACCGGGCACGGACUGGCGCGCACUGGCACUAACACAGGCGCCGCCAAGGUGGACGCGCUCGUCAAGGCAGCGGUUCCUGGCGCGUGCGUCACCAUCAACGCCGAGAAGCCGCGCAAGGGGUGCUUCGAGGUCAAGGCGAACGGGACGACGGUCGUCUCUCUGACCGACAUGCCGCGCCCCUUCACGAAGCUCAAGGCGCUCGACAUGGACGAGGUCGCCGCGGACGUCGUCAAGGCCCUCAAGUAG